GUUUACGUGCUGAAUCGAGCAUACAUCGUUAUUCGGGGUCAACUGGUAAUGCAUACUAUACCUUUCUCAUUGUUUUCGUCGAAGAGUUACACUGGACUCUUAGAAUCAUGACAAACGAAUUCCGCGCCUUUUGACCACGAUUCAACCAAUGUCGCCUUUGGGUGCCUUGCUCCCCAAGUCCCCGUUUCACCGUGGGCUCGGCUUCCCAUGGUGGGAGAGGAACACAAUGUACAAGGAUACAGACCUGAAGACGGUCGUCGUAAUACCUUUCUUCUAUGGCCGGGAUGUACUUUAUACCUCGAGCCUGUCGGUCUUUCAUCAAUGUCUGGCGCUAAACUCGCCUUUCGGAAAGGGUGACUUGGGAGCCAUAAAAAUGAUGGGCGAUAAUGUCGUCACAACAGAAGGUGAUGCAUGGAGGAAACAUAGACGCAUUACUGGACCAGCCUUCAAUCACGCCACCUAUAGAAACGUAUGGGAAACGGUUGCAAGAGUGUACGAUGACAUGCUGAACCAAGAAGGCUGGAAGCACGUCGAUGAGACACCACCCGCAAACUUUAAUCAAGUUACGCACAAACUUGCGCUCUUUCUCAUUGCGAUCGUGGGCUUUAAUAUACCCAUGUCCUGGAAUGAACCUCCACGCGACGAGAACGGACGCCUGUCCGUACAGUCUAUGAUUUUCGAGGUCGCUGCAUAUAUUCUUCAUCGCGGUCAGCUUCCCAAGUGGACGUACUCUUUGGGAUUUCAAAAGCUGAAGGACAUUGACGAGGCUUAUACCACGUUUGAGCACUUCAUGCACGAGCGUAUCUUGGAACGUGAGGCCCAGCUGAAGAAGAUACGUGCAAUGGAAGGAAGUACAGACGCAGAUAUUGCGGAUAGCAUCAAAGACGUUUUCGGCCGUCUUGUGAAUGCACGUCUUGCUGAUGGGAAAUAUGCCUUAACUGAUGAAGAAAUCAUCGGUAACUGCUUCAUUUUCACUUUCGCAGGUCAUGAGACAACCGCAAACACGCUUGGAAUGACACUAUCCCUCCUUGCUUUGCAUCCCGACAAACAGGAAUGGGUCUAUAACUCAAUCAAAGAUGUCGUUGGUGAUAGGACACCCACAUUUGAUGAUUAUGAUGCGCUGAUUGCUGUACUCGGAUGCUUCUUUGAGGGGAUGCGGAUAUACCCUGCUGCAUUCAUGAUUCCAAGGGUUGCUUACCAAGACUGUACACUUUCAUUGCCCCGUAGGGACAAUCCAAAUGUUGUGGAACAUAUAUUCCUCAAAAAAGGGACCCCAGUUAACCUGGACCUGAUAGGGAUGCUCUACGACCCCCAAACUUUCCCAGAUCCAGAAGAGUUCAAACCAGAGCGAUGGGUCAAAUCUGGAAAAUUUACAUCCGCUUCCUCGAUAACGAAAGAUACAGAUGCUGGUGAGGUAUCUGGGUCUGCACCAGCAAGUACACUCGAUGGUUUCUUUGGGUUCUCCUUCGGUCCACGGACCUGUCUCGGACACAAAUUCGCAAAAGUCGAAGGAGUUGCGUUCCUCACACUAUUACUCCAUGAGUGGCGUAUUGUACCCGCUUUGAGGGAUGGGGAGACGAAGGAGAUGUGGAAGGAGAGGGUUAUGAACCCAACAUUAGGGAUGACGUUGAAUGUUGCUGAAGUACCCUUGAAGCUUGUGAGAAGGAAAUGAUCUUUGGGCGCUCUUGUAUCUGUAAUGUGGAUCUGUACGCC
Messenger RNA from Fomitiporia mediterranea MF3/22, 1713 nucleotides. Its product is annotated as cytochrome P450. The record is from RefSeq and is a predicted model, not a curated record. The transcript is spliced from 9 exons. Bases 149 to 1672 code for a protein of 507 amino acids. Lineage: Eukaryota; Fungi; Basidiomycota; Agaricomycetes; Hymenochaetales; Hymenochaetaceae. Gene Ontology annotation, molecular function: monooxygenase activity; oxidoreductase activity, acting on paired donors, with incorporation or reduction of molecular oxygen; heme binding.